Eimeria maxima is the source of this 4501-nucleotide messenger RNA. RefSeq lists its product as hypothetical. The record is from RefSeq and is a predicted model, not a curated record. NCBI's taxonomy places the organism in Eukaryota, Apicomplexa, Conoidasida, Eucoccidiorida, Eimeriidae. The transcript is spliced from 7 exons. The annotation marks the transcript as partial.
AUGGCACAUCUUUUGGCUGUAUCGUUGCUGCAUUUGCUGCUGCUGCUGCUGUUGCUGCAGCAGCAGCUUUUCUGCUCUCCUGCUGCAGCAGCAGGAGAGGAAUCCCAAGAAGCUGCACACGUAAGCAACGAGAGACAAGGAGAGGGCAGCGAAGUAUGGAGGGAGCAGCAGGAGACAUCAGAGGAGGAGGAAUUUUAUCCUUCCUCUACUGCUGCUGCUGCUGCUGCAGCAGCAGCAGCAGCAAAAGCUGUAGCAGCAGCAGGAACAACAACAAGUACAGCAGAAACAGAAGCAGAAAUUCUUUCCUUUGAUGAGCCACAGAGUGUAAGUACAGCAGACAUGGAUAUACCACCGCAGCAAAUAGGAGGAGGAGCAGCAGCAGCAGCAGGAGCAGCAGGAGCAGCAGGAGGAGGAACAGGAUCAGGUUCCGUACUUAUAGAAGGAGAUCAGCAGCAGCAACAGCAGCAGCAAAAUCAUCAACAGCAGCAGCAAAAUCAUCAACAGCAACAGCAGCAGAAUAUAGAGGAUAUACAACAACAGCAACAGCAGCAGCAGCAGCAGCAGCAACAACAACAGCAGCAGCAGCAGCAGCAGGAGCACGACCAGCAUAUGCUCGAAUUCAGGGAGUCCCUUAAGGCUCAAUUAGGCAGAGGAGCUAAACAACUCCAUGGACUCCGUCUUGAUAUUAAUUGGCUCAAGUCUGCAGUCAAGGAUCUAGACCUCACCAAGGAAACACUCAAUCAGCCUCAUCCAUCUCAACCAUUAUUAGAUUUAUUAUUAGAGAGAACAUCUACAUUAGAGGCAAGAGUUGCUGAAUAUAUCCAAGGAAAUGCAACAGAAUUCAAGGAACAAUUAGGAGAUCUUAUUGCUCUUAAACUUCUUCCUCUACAUCAAGAUUACGUGGAUACAACAUACAAGGCUGCAACAUUAGUGGCGGAUUUACGGCGAGUGACGGAAGAUUUAAGACGAGUAGAGGCGGAAAUAAAUGUGAUAGCUGGUGAACAUUUGGACCGUUUACGUGUAUGGUCGGCCGAACAAAGUCUAAAAUUUGAAGAGGCACUAAGAGAGGCACAGCCUCGCCUCUUAGAAAGAUUUGAGCAACAAAAAAGAAAAGAGCAAACAAGAGUAAAUUAUUCUGUAUUAGAGGAGAUAAAGAUAAGAGCAGCAGCAGAGGAUUCAUUAAAGGAAAUAUAUACUAGAGGAUCUGCAUUUAUUGAUCUUUCUUCUUGUUGUUAUGCAUACACUGCAACUAAUGUUGCUGAAUUAUUAUUACAUGAAUUACAUAAACUUAAACCUAAAUAUCUACGCAUUAUACCUAUAUUUAUAUUAACGGAGCCUGAUGAAGAGGAGCCAUGGAUACCUCCUGCUGCAGUAUAUUUACCUCGUGUUAAUCUAAGAGGAGGAGAAGGAGAAGAAGAAAUAAAAAAAGAAAAUAAUAAUGAUGCUGUAAAAAGAGAGAUUAAGGCUAAAGUUGGAGAAUUCAAACGUGUAGCUCGUCAGAUAACAGAUGAGUUAUUAAUACGUAAGAUACCUAAAUUAGCGCGUUUAUUACCAACAAGUGCAGGAGAUACAGUAAUGGCAAAAGCAAUGAAUAUAAAUAAGGAAAGAAGAAUAAAAGAUUGCCGUGAACGAUUAGGGUGUCUACCUAUUCAGCUAUGGGGACAACCACAACAAUCUAUUCUUCCUCCCCUCUAUUUAUUACAAAAAUUAGUCUCUUCUUUUAGGAGAUGUUUUAGGAGACAGGCUGCAGCAGCAACUGCAGCAACUGCAGCAACUGCAACAAAUGCAACAAAUGCAGCAGCAGGAGGAGGAGGAGGAGGGAGGGGAGGGAAAGAUGAUGGAUAUUUUUUAUUAACAAUAGAUGGUUUAUUAAUAGAUGCAGCAAGAAUAACAUCAACUAAUGUAUCCUCUGUUGUUAUACAUUAUCCUCCUCCUUAUGUACCAUUAGGUCCCUUUGUUAUGCAUGCAUCUUAUGGUGUAUCCUUAUCUAAGGCAUUUAAUUUUAUUCUUUCUUCUUCUUCUUCUUCUUCUUCUUCUUCUUCUUCUUCUUCUUCUUCUUCUUCUUCUUUUCCUUCUUAUUCUCCUCCUUUUUCCUCCUCUUUUUCUUCUUCUCCUCCUUAUUAUCCUCUUAUUGAUGUCCCAUUAGCAUAUACUUUUCCUCCUCCUUUUCCUUCUCCUUGUAUAAGGCAGCAGCAGCAACAGCAGCAACAACAGCAGCAGCAGCAGCAGCAGCAGGAUGAGAAACAGCCUACUUGUCCUAGAGGUGCGUACUGUCCUGCUGCUGCUGCAGCAGCAACAACACGACCUUUGCUGCCUAAAUAUUAUAAUCCUUUUAAGGAAUGUACAGGUCCUCUUCCUAUUAGCAGCAGCAGCAGCAGCAGCAGCAGCAGCAGAUAUACAACAGCAGCAGCAGCAGCAGCAGCAGCAGUAGAUGCAACAGGAGCAGGAGGAUCUGCUGCAGCAUCUGCAGCAAAACAUCCAGGAGGAUCAGCAGAUACGUCUAACGGCACAGCAGCAGAUGCUGCUGCAUCUGCAUCUACAUCUGCUGCUGCAGCAGCAGCAGCAGCAGCAGCAGCAGCAGGAGCAGCAGGAGCAGGAGGAGAAGGUAACGGAGGAGAUGCAGCCUAUGAUAGAACAGACUCAUCAAGCUCAGCAGCAGAUAUGAAUAUAGGGGAAGGGUAUGAGGAGGAGCUGCAGCAGCUGCAGCAACUGCAGCAACUGCAGCAAAUGCAGCAAAUACAAGAAGGAGACACUAACCAAGAAGGAGACCUGUCUCCUGAUUUAGCUAGACUACAGGCAUUAUUAGAUGAGGAAUAUAAGGCAGAAGCUGCUGCUGCUGCUGCUGUUGCUGCUGCUAAUGCUGCAGCAGCAGCAGAUACUGCAGCAACAGCAAAAAAUAUUGCAGCAGGACUUACUCUACGUAAAUUACAGCCAUCUAAUAGCAGCAGCAGCAGCAGCAGCAGCAACCAGCAGCAGCAACUGCAGCAGCAGCAGCACCAGCAGCAGGAAGAGGAGGAGGAGGAGGAGGAGGGGGAAGAAGAAGAAGAUUUUAUUCCUUGUUUAUCUCCUGGGGAUAGUAAAGAAGAAGACAGCAGCAAAUGGGAAAUACCUUCUGCUGCUGCUGCUGCUGCUGCUGCUGCAUCUGCUGCAGCACAACAUAAGGAUUUUUUACAGCAGCAUGAGCAGCAGCUACGUGAAUUGCUGCAGCAGCAAACACUGCAGCAGCAGCAGCAGCAGCAGCAACAUUCACGUACAUUAUCUCCUAUAUCCUUAGAUGAUCUAUGGGAAGAAGAAGAGAGACAAACAUCUGCUGCUGCUGCUGCUGCUGCUGCUGCUGCUGCUGCAUCCCCAACCUCUCCUUCUGGUAAAAAGAGGUCAAAACGCAGCAAGUCAAAGGGAUCAGCAGCAGCAGCAGCAGCAGCAGCAGCAGGAGCAGCAGGAGCAGGAGGAGGAGGAGGAGAAGGACAAGAAGAAGAACAAGAAGCAGUAUUAGUUGUAUAUGUAGGUAGUCGUAGCUCAGGGCGUUCUGUAUUAUUGAUUCGUAUUCAUACAACUGCAUGCAGCAAAGGACGUUACUUAGUACCAUCAACAGAGGCCCUAUCUCUUGCCUUUAUAGCAGUAGCAUUCCCUGGUGCACAAGCAGCAGCAGUAGCUAGCUGCAGGAAACAGAUACAGAUACAUAUGCAAAAAGCUCAGCCGCAGCACCAGCAGCAGCAGCAGCAGCAGCAAUAUAUGCAACAACAGCAGCAGCAGCAGUAUAUGCAGCAACAGCAACAACAGUUUAAUAUGUAUAUGCAAGAAGGGAUGGAUCAACAACACAUAGAUGAUGAACAGCAGCAGCAGCAGCAGCAACAGCAGCAACAUAUGCAUAUGAUGGAGCAGCAGCAGCAGCAGCAGCAACAUAAUAUGCAUCUAGGAGGUCAUGAUGAUAUUCAUAUGCAGCAGCAGCAGCAGCAGCAGCAGCAUAUGCAGCAGCAGCAAUAUGGUUAUCCUCCUCAUGAUGGCUUCGGAGGAGAUCCAUCGCAGCAGCAGCAGCACAUGCAGCAGCAGCAGCAGCAGCAGCAGCAGCACCAGCACCAUCGUAAGCAGCAUCAUAAAGAGCAGCAGCAGCAGCAGCAGCAGCAGUACUACCAUGACCAGAAUUACUACAACCAGCAGCAGCACAACCACAACAACAACAACAAUAACAAUAACAAUAACUACCAGCAGCAGCAGCAGCAGCAGCAGCAGCAGCAGCAGCAAGAGCAGCAGCAGCAGCAGCAGCAGGAGCCAUUAAUACCUAUGAUAAAGAAUUGGGCAUUUCAUGGAGGAAUGUCAUCAAGAAGUUCAUCUGUUGUACAUUUAGCAGCAGCAGCAGCAGCAGCAGCAAAAACUUUUAAGGUGUAUAUACAGCCUGGUGGUGUUAGUGAUUCUGUGCAUGCACAGACAUUAUACCAAGAAGCAGCAGCAGCAGCAGCGCAUGCAGCAGCAGCACAAGCAGCAGCAGCAGCAUCAUCAUCAG